Messenger RNA from Grus americana (Whooping crane), 4699 nucleotides. RefSeq names its product BLM RecQ like helicase (gene BLM). Gene Ontology annotation, cellular component: nucleus; cytoplasm; chromosome. Gene Ontology annotation, molecular function: four-way junction helicase activity; 3'-5' DNA helicase activity; ATP binding. Lineage: Eukaryota; Metazoa; Chordata; Aves; Gruiformes; Gruidae. The transcript has 22 exons. The coding region runs from base 122 to 4591 and encodes 1489 amino acids. The record is from RefSeq and is a predicted model, not a curated record. Gene Ontology annotation, biological process: telomere maintenance; double-strand break repair via homologous recombination; DNA replication.
CAGGCGGCCUUUUGGCGCCGAAUGCGAAGGGGUCGCGCGGUGAGGAGCGGGCGGGGAGCGCAGCCCCGCGGCGCAGAGCGCCCCCCAGCGGCGGGGCGGGGCAGGGCAGUGCGGUGCCGCCAUGGCGGCUGUGCCACAGAACAACCUUCGGGAGCAGCUGCGGCUCCACUCGGCCCGCGGCGCCCUCAGCAAACCGCCCCCGCCGCGGCUACGGCCGCCGGGCUUUACUUUCAAGAAGACGUCUCCGGCCGGCGCCCAGCCCCGGGGCCUCUGCGCCGCCGCCGCGCUGCGGGACAAAGACGUCAACACCUCCCUGCCCGCGGCCGGCUCUGCCCCCCCCGCCUCCGGGGACAGGAAAACCCACAUCCAGGACUUCUUCCCUGCGGCAGCCAGCCCGCGGGGACGGGGCCUCUGGCCGGGCUGUGCGAGCGCGGCGCCCGCCAGGCCCCGGGAGGUGGCAAGAGGCCCCGGGGCCUCCGGGACGGGCAGCGCGACCGAGGGGCCGCCCGGUGCUCCCGCCCGGCAGGCUGGGCCGGUGGGUGCCGUGGGAGACGAGUGGGAUGACAUUGACGACUUUGACUUGUCGGGAAUCGAGAAGAAGUACUGCAGGGCGGCCGUCCUGUCCCCCAAAGGGCAGCGGGCCCCCCGCAAGGCUUCCCACAGGUCACCGCCCCGCCGGGACCGGCCGCCUGCCUCUCCCGGGACCCGGGGCGAUGGCUCGGGGCCUCACGGCCACGGCGCUUCGGGGCGCGGGGAGACCUCUCCAGAGGCUGAACAACGACCCUUGUCGCAGCAAUCUCUGAUCUGCCUUGAGGAUUUGGCUCCCUGCAGCCGUAACAAGGCUGAGGGCCUUUGGGAGGACUUGUCUGCUGACAUCGUUUUGGACGAUGAUGGGGAAGAGGCUCACCCAGCUGCUAAUGACAACAGUGGUGAGAGCCAGCGGCCCAGCAGCGGUGAGAGAAACAGUCCCCUGGAGCUGGAUAAGGUGGACAUCGAGCUGUUCGCAAGCACUGAGCUUGAAGAAGACGAUUACUUAGAUAUCAUUCCACCCUCCCCUGAAGAGGAGCUGCCUCCCUUCUCACCUUCUGUAAAAAGCGUUAGUAAAAUCUUUAAAGAAUCUCCUACCGGGGGAGGAUCCACAGCCAGCAGCGUUAAGUCUGUGCCUGGGAAGGUUGCCCCAGCGCAGCCUGUUGCUGAAAGCGAUCCUAGUGCGGAGGAUGCAGCAGAGUUCCGGGGAUCGCAGCCCCGGGAGCAGCAGUUUGAGGUUCAGUGGGGAGCGUUGGCAAAAUCCGGAUGGUUUGCUGUGGUGCCGGGUUUGGAAGGGAAGGUCACAGAUAAAGGCUUGCAUUUGGAACAGCAGCUCUACGGCGUCAUGGAUGAUAUCUGUAAGCUGGUAGAUGCCAUUCCGCUUCAUGAGCUUAAGUCUCUGUCAUGUGCAAAAGACCUUCUCCAGCAGAGAGAUCUCAGGAGAAAAUUGCUGGCCAAUUCUGUCACAUUGAACAAAAAUAGUAUAAACAACACUUUUCCUAGAAGCUGGAAGGCAUGUCUGGGACGGGGCCCUCUGGCAUGUCCUGGUACCACUCCAUGUUCUGGCCUGAACUGGAGCUUCAGUUCUGGCAGAAACUCGCUAAAAUCCACCCCCCUCCCAUCUACGCUUGCUGGGACUGUUAACUCAAGCAACUUUUCUACCAAACCCUCCCAAACGUUUGAUGCCUUGGAUACCUCUUAUGCCUCAAAGCAAGGUAUUGAGGAGAUCACCUGCCCAGAAACUACAGCACCAUCUUCUUCCAAGGUAAACGGCAAAGACGGAGCUUCCCUCGGCCUCUGUUCUGGGAUGUCCUUCAACAGCAGUGGGUGUGAAAAACCGGGGGUGAGCAACGGUGGAAACCGUCGUCUGCUGGAGGGGCCUCUUGCGAGCACAGCUCUGAAAGGUCAGAGCAGAGCUCCUGCCAGCAUUCCUGCAGAGAGUGGUUCAGGUAUAAAUGACACUGACUUUGACCUUGAUCAUUUUGAUAUUGAUGAUUUUGAUGAGGGCUGGGAGAAUUCUGCGCAUGUUUCGGCACCCGAGACGCUGUCUGUGCCGCUGUAUCAGCCCAUCAGGGAAGGGCCACCUGCCAAAUCGCUGUCGUCAAAGAUAAUGUCUAGAGCCAAAGGAGCUGCUGUUGUAUCAAAUCCUGCUGCUCCAAAACCAAGCUUCCUGAUGGCAACAAAGGACCGUUCAGAUCCGCUGGUUAAUAACCCUGCGCUGGAACGGUUCAGGGGUAUGAAAUUUUCCCAUUCUGAAGAAAUGGUGAAUAUAUUUCACAGAAAGUUUGGUUUACACUAUUUUCGGACAAACCAGCUGGAGGCCAUCAACGCUGCUCUUCUGGGUGAAGACUGUUUCAUCUUAAUGCCCACUGGCGGUGGAAAAAGCUUGUGCUACCAGCUACCAGCGUGUGUCUCUGCCGGAGUCACUAUUGUUAUCUCUCCACUGAGGUCGCUGAUAAUAGAUCAAGUUCAGAAACUGAAGACUUUAGAUAUUGCUGCAACAUAUCUGACUGGUGAUAGAACAGAGGCUGAUGCUUCAAAAAUAUAUAUGCAAUUGUCAAAAAAAGAUCCUGUAAUAAAGCUUCUGUAUGUUACCCCUGAGAAGGUUUGUGCAAGCAGCCGACUGAUGUCAGCCCUGGAAAAUCUCUACGACAGGAAACUCCUAGCGCGUUUUGUCAUUGAUGAGGCCCACUGUGUCAGCCAGUGGGGUCACGAUUUUCGACAAGACUACAAACGCCUGAAUAUGCUCCGCAAGAAGUUUCGCUCUGUUCCAAUGAUGGCUCUUACUGCCACUGCAAACCCUAGAGUCCAGAAGGAUAUCCAGAAUCAGCUUGAGAUGCUAAAACCACAAGUGUUUACAAUGAGCUUCAACAGGCAUAACUUGAAAUAUGAUGUAUUGCCCAAGAAGCCGAAGAAGGUGGCAAUGGAUUGCUUGGAAUGGAUUAAAAAAUACCAUCCACAUGACUCUGGAAUAAUUUAUUGCCUUUCACGUCACGAAUGUGACACAACAGCGGCGAUUCUGCAGAAGGAAGGUCUUGCUGCGCUUGCCUACCAUGCUGGGCUCACUGACUCCAACAGAGAUCUUGUACAGAAGAAGUGGAUUAAUCAAGAAGGGUGCCAGGUUAUAUGUGCAACGAUUGCCUUUGGAAUGGGAAUUGAUAAACCUGACGUACGCUACGUUAUCCAUGCUUCUCUUCCUAAAUCUAUAGAAGGUUACUAUCAAGAAUCUGGCAGAGCUGGACGAGAUGGUGAAAUGUCUCACUGUCUGCUCUUCUACAGCUACAGCGACGUAACCAGACUGAGGAGGCUAAUACUGAUGGAGAAAGACGGAAACAGUCACACAAGACAGACCCACUUUAACAACCUGUACAGUAUGGUUCAUUACUGCGAGAAUGUAGUCGAUUGCCGGAGAAUUCAGCUUUUGGCCUACUUUGGGGAAACUAAUUUUAAUCCCACCUUCUGUAAAGAUCACCCAGAAGUAAUCUGUGAUAACUGCAGUAGAAACAAGGAUUACAAAUCAAGAAAUGUAACAGAUGAAGUGAAGAGCAUUAUAAGAUUUGUACAAGAGCAUUGUGGACAAAUGGGACGAAUAAAUGGAAAGAGAAAUGCAGGUUCUGGAAGAUACACGUUGAAUAUGAUGGUAGACAUUUUCUUAGGUACAAAGAGUGCAAAGAUUCAGUCUGGAAUAUUUGGGAAGGGAGCUGCCUACUCAAGGCACAACGUUGAAAGACUGUUUAGAAAACUGGUCUUGGACAAGAUUCUGGAUGAAGACUUGUACAUCACAGCUAAUGACCAAGCGGUAGCGUAUGUAAUUCUAGGAGAGAAGGCUCAGGCUGUGCUAGAUGGAUUACUGCAGGUGGAGUUUCAUGAAACAGAAAAUGCCAGUGCCAUCAGAAAGCAAAGGGCGUCCGUGGGAAAAAUGUCACAGCGGGAAGAGAUGGUUAAAAAGUGCCUUGGGGAACUUACAGACACAUGCAAAAUGCUUGGGAAAGUCUUUGAUGUGCACUACUUCAAUAUUUUCAGUACUUCAACUCUAAAGAAAAUAGCAGAAACCUUGUCAUCUGAUGUGGAGGUUUUACUGCAGAUCGAUGGUGUCACAGAAGACAAACUGGAAAAAUAUGGUGCAGAAAUAAUUAAAGUGAUGGAUCAGUACUCUGAAUGGACCACACCAGAAGAUGCUGCCUGCCAAAGCGUGGACACAGCUACGGGAAGCACUGGCACACCUGAGAGUGAUGAAGAAGCAGAAGAUGUAGUUACAACCUCCAGCUAUUUUUGCAAUAACGCAGACCAAAGAAGGAAAAGGAAAAGGCCGCCCAACUUCAGAGAAUCCAAGAGGAAAAAGACAAGUAGCGGUGGUGGCCAGCAGUUUCAUCCCAAAGGUGGUUACAGCAAGUACAGAAGGACCAAAAGGCCGUGGAAUGCAAAGGCUCCAGCUUCAUCUGCCUGCGGCUCAGCACCGUGCCGUGGCAGUGCCGCGCAAGGGGCUGCUGCAAAGCUGGGGAUUAUGGCACCGCCGAAGCCCAGAAACAGGCACUUCCUUCAGCCUUCCUAUUCCCUAGUGUAACCAGGAAAAUGUAAAUACUGUAUGAUAGCGAGCCGUGAAGACGUGAUCGUUGUUUCAUUUGCUAAACCUUCUGAGACUUGUACAUUUGUCAAGUACGAAAACCUCACA